This is a messenger RNA of Nomia melanderi (Alkali bee), 2422 nucleotides long. Its product is annotated as U7 snRNA-associated Sm-like protein LSm10. Gene Ontology annotation, cellular component: nuclear body; cytoplasmic U snRNP body. The record is from RefSeq and is a predicted model, not a curated record. Gene Ontology annotation, biological process: mRNA 3'-end processing by stem-loop binding and cleavage. Lineage: Eukaryota; Metazoa; Arthropoda; Insecta; Hymenoptera; Halictidae. Gene Ontology annotation, molecular function: U7 snRNA binding; histone pre-mRNA DCP binding.
UUCAGAGUAAGAUAUAAAAUACAAUAAAUGAGCGAAUCAUUUAUUGAUAUUUGUAAUAAAUGGUACACGCAGGAUAUGAAUGCAAUAAUGUAUACUAUCCAUAAACUAUCAUGACAUAAGAGAGAUCUCUCAGAUUCAUUUCGCGUAGUUAGGAAGUGUUGACAAGUAUUUUGAUUACCGGUGUAGAAUGAAUCAGGAAUCAAGCGGAGAAAGAUUUAACUUGUUCAACAGCCUUGCAAUUUUAUUAAAAGCUGUUGAAAAUGAGAAAACAACCGUGGACCUUCGGAACGAAGCAUCAGUUUAUGGAACUAUAGAGCAUUCAGACGCUUUCAUGAACAUUGUAAUGAAGGAUUGUGUUUUCACUGAUCCUAGAGGAGAUUCUUACAAUUAUGAUAUGUUCUUCGUUCAGGCAAGAAACAUUCGCUACGUUCAUAUUCCACCAAAAAUACGUAUUAUACCAGCUAUCAAAGAAAACAUACAACAUUUAAUAAGCAACAAGAGAAAUGUACACUAUACUAAACGCACGUUUAGAAGCAUACGCACUGAACGAACCCAAAGAGAGGGACUUGCUGCAAUGGAGAAAAUCUUGGAUGAAAGAAAAAGAACAGAUAAAGAUUCUACGAAGAGGAAAACUGAAAAAAAUUGAAUAAUGAGAGGAUCUGUAUUUUUGUAUAAUUUUAUAGAUAUCAUUUUAUUUAUUUACAGUUUCAUCUUUGAUGUAUAAAAAUAAUUUCUCUAUAAAUAUACAUUGCACAAAAUUUUGUAUAAAUGUAAUUAUAAAUACAUUCAUGUAGUACACAAUCAUACCUAUGUCUGUAUAUUCUGUACCAAAAUUUGACUAUUCAACAAAUUGUCAAUAGAAAAGUUUUAACUUUUUACAAGAAAUACUAUAAUAAAAUAUUCGAAUAAAGGAUAAUAACCAGGAAUAUUGUAUGUUUACAAGUAGAAGUUAGUUCAUGAUACGGAUAAUAAAUUUUCUUUAAACAACUGACGUACCCCUAUGACCAUGAACGUAAAUCGAUUAAUCGAUCCAGUAUUGAACAAUUUAUUCGUUCUAACGGUACGAAUACUCGUGUACGAUGGUUAGUUACAAAGCAGAUUCUAUAUGUGACAUAUAGAUUGUAUUAAAUUCAAAUUGAAUAAAGUAUGUAAUCCUGCUGUCGAUCUUACGAUAGAUAAAUAACUUCUCCUUUAUAAAGAUAGAACAAAACGUACAUACUAUAUUUCAUUAAAACCAACAAAAUAUGGCAUAAAGUAUGAGAAUCAAUUCACAUAAAGAAUUUUCUACGUUAAUCGGCUUUUAUCAAAAUGAACAGAUAAGUACUUAUGUACCAAAAAAGGACAAGGCUGCUAAGAUAUCCACGAUACAUAGUCAUGCCGCAGUUUCAGGACUAAAAGAUAAACUAGAAAUAAUUGGAUUUUAUAGUGAACUAAAAUCUAAUGAAAAUACAAGGCACCAAAGUGGUCAGUCAAUGUAGCACAAAUACGCGAACAAAUGAAUGUUCAUUAGUAUUUUCCUUCAGUAAUAUAUCAGAUACUGCUGCUUUUGUUCCUUAUAUUAUAUAUAUAUAUCGAAAGUAAUAGCCUUCUACAAAAUAAAACAAAUUAUCGUCAUAUACUUAUAUCAUCUAGUAGAAGUGUUGUGUUUUCCAAUUAUAAGAAAUUGGUUGUUAAACACAUACAUAACAAGGCAUUUUUUUACAAAUGUACCAACUGGAAAGUGUCAAAAAAUGCGUCAAAGUUACGAGAAUGUUUAAAGAAUGUCUAUUAUUAUAAAUUAAUAAAUAAACUAAUCAAGUAAUUUAUAUUUUGUGUUGGUUGCCCAUAAAAUUUUCCUACUCUUUCUAUUUUCGCUAUUAAACUACAAUUUUCGCAAUACGGGUACCCAGUUAUCUCUAUUAUUUGUUACGAGCUUGAAGUCUUCAUAUUUAUAAUUUUCAGCGUAUAUUUUUAUGCAGUAAAUACGAAUCAAUGCAAUAUUAUCCACAGAAUUAAAAAUGUAGUUUUGCAAUUUUUUUAAAUGGAAGGUGAAAGUAGAUGUCUAGGUACCCAGUUAUUGACAAAACAGUUAAGCACCAACAAACUUCAACCUUUGCAGUAUAAAUACUUCUAAUUGACUUAAGUGUUCAUUAUUUCCUUUGAACAGCUAUAGCGAUUCCCAUUCCACCACCAAUACAUAAAGCUGCAACACCUUUCUUGCCUCCAGUCCUUUCCAAGGCAUGUAACAAAGUUACUAAAACUCUAGUGCCUGAGAAAUGAUAUUUCAGAUAUAGUACAAGUAUUAAUAUAAUCUGUUUAUUAACAUGUUUUAUGUACCUGAUGCACCAAUAGGAUGACCUAAAGCAAUGGCUCCCCCAGAUAUAUUAACUUUAGAGGUAUCCAAGUUCAGUGUUCUGACACAUGCGAUUGCUUGUGAUGCAAA